Messenger RNA from Enterobius vermicularis (human pinworm), 1047 nucleotides. The record is from the annotation of a GenBank genome assembly. Lineage: Eukaryota; Metazoa; Nematoda; Chromadorea; Rhabditida; Oxyuridae.
AUGGUUACUGAUACUGGCGAUCAGGAGUUAAUAUCUGAGGACGAGAAAGCGCUCUAUGAUCGGCAGAUACGUUUAUGGGGAUUGGAAGCACAAAACAGAAUUCGUAAUUCGAAGGUGUUGCUUGCUGGUCUGACUGGUUGCGGUGCUGAAAUUGCGAAGAACUUGGUAACGGAAGAUGACAAGUGCUGCCAGUUUUUGAUUUCUGAAGAUUCCAUCGGUCAAAACAGGGCGGAUGCUACAAAAUUACGCUGUCAGGUGUUAAAUCCGAAUGUUGAACUCUCAGUUGACAAAGAGGACUUAGCGACAAAGGAAGAAACGUUUUUCCGCGCCUUUGACCUGGUUAUCCUUGUCGAUCAGAAAUAUUCGCUUGUUGAGAAAGUCAACGAGAUCUGUAGGAAGCUUCGAAUAAGGUUCGAAGCUGCAGGCGUCUUUGGCUGGGUCGGUUACGGUUUCUUCGAUUUCAACGAUUUUGCUUUCUUAACGAAUGUUGUGAAGAGACAUGCCUACCAUAUAGAUGCUGGUUCCGGUAGUCAGCCCAGUGCAAGUGUGCUUGAAAAAAAUGCUCCUCCAGCGGACCAGUCGGGUGACGCUAGAGGUACUUUAGGGCCUGUGAUUGUUGAUGACGAUGAGGAGAGAGUAAAAAAGAAUAUGUCUUUCGCUAGUUGGUCGUCCACUUUGAACGUAGAUUGGUCCCACAAGAAAUUUAUUAGGCUGGCUUCGCGCGUUCUGCCGAAUGUGUAUUUUCCAGUAAGAGCAUUAUUGAGAGUAUAUGAUGGCAAUUCUACAGUGGAUACAAAUAUGGUACUUGAUCUGUGGAGGAAAGAGGUGGAAAAAUGUGGUCGAGAUCCGACAGAACUAGUGGACCAGCAAGAAGCUUCCUAUUUGAUUGGGCCACAGUUCAGUCCCGCUUGCGCAAUCGUUGGUGCUGUAGUUGCACAGGAGGCUAUAAAGGCAUUAUCACAGAAUGCGAUUCCGCUACAAAAUCUUUUCGUAUAUUCCGCCUAUAGCUCAUCUGGUGUUGUGUGCUACUUACCUCCUGAGAUUUAA